AAAAAUAAUCUGUGCGGGGCGGCCAUCUUGCCUGCGCUCGCAGAGGCAGGGAGAGACUGGAAGUGAGGACGGAGGAGAACCGCAGCGGGAAGAAACAAACCGCCGAUGUUUAUUUUUAUUCAGGGCGGAUCGUUUACACGACUGGUUCACCGCCAACCCGCAGAGAAUCUGCGUGGUCGUGCCUGCGGUUUGUUGUUUUCCUCCUCGGGAUCCGGUGAGGAAACCCUCUCCCGUUAAACCAGCUAGCUGCGGGGCUAAGCUAACGGCUAGCCAGGCCAGCUAGCUGUUCGAUGACCGAGCUGUGGUCGUCAGCAGCGGAUUGAAGACUGCAGCUCCGUUCGGUAACACUGUGUCUGGUCGUGGAGGGCUGUUUUCUAGAUGCGGACUCUGAUCCCGGAUCACACCACCGACACUACGUCCUGAGCAGCGUCGUGUUUAUUUGACACCAAACACCUUAUGGACAGCUCGGGUUUAGCGUUCCUUCGGUGUGACGGUCAGCUUGGAGAUUCCGUAAAUUAAAGCAGGAUUUUGGAGCGACUUUACCACCGACUAGCAACGGCCGGAGCUCCGCUCAAUCCCGCUCUUGAAAUACACUAAAUCAGUGCAGAUCGAUGAAAAUGUCCUGUCUGCUGCCGGAGAAAAAGGCUGUUUUUCUGCUCCAGUUUACACCCAGUUCGACUGUAGGCUACCAAGUGUAUAACUGUCAAUGACAUUACCUGUAAUCACACAGUGAACCGGCCGCUCAGCUGUAUUUGAUCCCGAUGAAGGGACCUGGAAGUUGGAUGAUAUUACACGGUUUGUCGGUGCCUCCUCUUUAAUCGGGCCUGACCUCAAAUAAACGGGUUAUAACUGCAGCUCAGUGCUCAACAUUUACCUCAUUUCAUCCUGGCUAAAUGUGUUAUAUUUGAUCACCUUAAACCAGGUCUAGUUUAAAGGGACGUUCAUUCCGGUUGAUUUCUCUUUGGAUUAUAACUACAAUAACGGAUUCUGUCUUUGGAUCCACGAUGGGAUCAGCGACCAAACUGGCCUUCAGUGUUUUCCUCAUCUCCUGCUCUUCAGGUGCCAUCCUGGGUCGCUCAGAGACUCAGAAGUGCGUCCACUACAACUACAGCCCUUCAUCCUCGUCCUCCUCCUCAGCGUCUGAGGGGCGGGGGAACGUCAGCGGGGUGGUCACCUGCUCUGGGGAGAAAGAUAAGAGGGUGCACUGCUUCGCCACGUGGAAGAAUGUCUCAGGAGCCGUCCAGGUGGUCAAACAGGGCUGCUGGCUGGACGACGUCAACUGCUACGAUAGGAAUGAGUGUAUGGAGAAGAAAGAUGCUCCUGAAGUCUUCUUCUGCUGCUGUGAAGGUGCUUUGUGUAACGACAAGUUCUUCUACAGCCCCGAAGGCUACCUGUCACCGAUACCCACGACGAACAAACCCGUGACGUCUCCGCCUCCGGUGCUGACCACUCUGAUGUACUCCCUGGUUCCCAUCAUGGCUGUCACCGCCAUAGUCCUGUUCUCCUUCUGGAUGUACCGUCACCACAAACUGGCCUACCCACCUGUGCUGGUGCCCACACAGCACGCCUUUCACAUUAUGAUCGAGGACCCUGGGCCCCUCCCCCCCUCCCCCAUCCUGGGCCAGAAGCCGCUGCAGCUGCUAGAGAUCAAAGCCAGGGGGCGCUUCGGCUGCGUGUGGAAGGCUCAGCUGCUCAGUGAAUAUGUGGCUGUCAAGAUCUUCCCCAUACAGGACAAGCAGUCGUGGCAGAAUGAGUUUGAGAUCUACAACCUGAACGGGAUGAGACACGAGAACCUGCUGCAGUUCAUUGGAGCCGAGAAGAGAGGAAGUAAUGUGGAUAUGGAGCUAUGGCUCAUCACCGCCUUCCACGACAAGGGUUCUCUAACAGAUUACCUGAAGGCCAACGUUCUCUCCUGGUCUGAACUCUGUCUCAUCGCUCAGUCCAUGUCCCGGGGUCUUGCCUACCUGCACGAAGACAUACCUGGACACAAGGAUGGACACAAGCCUGCCAUUGCACACAGGGACUUUAAGAGUAAGAACGUUCUGCUGAAGUCCAACCUGACCGCCUGCAUCGCUGACUUUGGCCUCGCUCUCAGGUUUGAGGCGGGAAAAUCUCCAGGAGACACCCAUGGACAGGUGGGGACCAGGAGGUACAUGGCUCCGGAGGUCCUGGAGGGAGCCAUCAACUUCCAGAGAGAUGCCUUCCUGAGGAUCGACAUGUACGCUCUGGGUCUGGUGCUGUGGGAGCUCGCCUCACGCUGCAAAGCUGCUGACGGUCCAGUGGAUGAGUACAUGCUGCCAUUUGAGGAGGAGGUGGGUCAGCAUCCGUCUCUGGAGGACAUGCAGGAGGUGGUGGUCCACAAGAAGCUGAGACCGCUGCUCAGAGAGUGCUGGCAGAAACACGCUGGUCUGGCCUUGCUCUGUGAGACCAUAGAGGAGUGCUGGGACCACGAGGCCGAAGCUCGGCUGUCGGCCGGCUGCGUGGAGGAGCGGGUCGUGCAGAUGCAGCGACAGACGAGUGUCACGGCGCCAGAGGAGAUUGUAACGGUUGUCACCAUGGUAACUAACGUGGACUACCCUCCUAAAGAGUCGAGUCUAUGACGAGGCUCAGGACCAAUCAGGACGGAGCAGGGACUCCCUCAGUGAACACCGUCUCUGAUGGCGGACGUAGCCGGUCAGGUGACCUGCUGGCGGUCAGAUGACCUCUGACUGCAGGUGAGUCUUGGACUGAUAAGGACAACAUGGUGGAGAGUUUCUCUCUCUCUGGUCAGUUCCUGUUUUUUACUGCAAAAUAAAAGACUUUUUCUACGAUAAUGUGAGGAUAAUUUCAGAAUAAAAGGGCGACUUGAGUUUUUAUUCACAUGCUGUUUGUUUCUCCGACGUGAUGCCAAUAAGAAACAGCUUCUGAAUGUCUGUGUCACUGCUGUGUACAUAUACAGAUUAUUAUUAUUAUAUACAUAUAUACAGAGAGUCUAAUAAUCAGGUUAUUGAUCACACAUCAAACAUACAGGAAGUUCCUUUUCUUUCUCUGAUGUCUGGUUCUUUAACAUCGGAGGAGAAACUGAGUCAACUUGAACACUGAUACAGACGAUCAACAGUCACUACAGAGACACUGAGCUCCUAUCAGAAUCAAUAAUCAAUAAUCAUCCAUAUAUUCACCCUGACAAUCCAAACAUGAUGUUAGUUUACGGUCUGUUCAGUCGUCCAGUUUCUCCUCAUCAGAACCAAUCGGGCUGCUGAUCAAUACACUGAUAACUGAUCAGCUGUUGAGGAGAGAACCCCCUGAGACAGUGAAACACUUCCUGUUUAGUUUGCAGUGAAUAUUGACAGCAUGCCUUUAUUUGUGUUUGACAGUUUUAUUUUGAAAUCUAGUUUUCUCCUCUUCCUUCCUGUCUGUGGUUCAUUCAGAUUCUGUGGAGCCUCGAAACUAACGAGGUUUGAUUAAAGUUAUUGACCAGAAUAUUAUUUAUUUAUAUAGAAGAAUGAACAUUAAAGGAAACAUGGGACUGGUCUGAGACCUGGACUUCAGAGGGGACUGCUCUCAGACCAGUCCAGGUCUCAGUCCAGGUCUUAGACAUGGACCUGAUUUAUAAAGAAAGUGAAGAUGUGUCACUGAAAUCAGAUAAAUGUUAUUAUCACUAAUUAUUGAACUAAUUAACUUAUUGAUGAAUAGUUCUUCCUCGCGUUGAGGCUUCAAAUGUUUGGUGGAUUUUUAAUCCAGAUCCAGAAUCUGUGGGUUCUGAGACGAUCCACCAACAGGGAGGCGUUCAGGGCCCUUUAGGAACUCUGAGCUCUGUGGUUCAGAUGGACUGUGUUGACAUAGACAGAGAUCAGCUGUCUCCUAAUCUAAUACCUGACCCCAGACAGGAACACACCCCCCCCCCCCCCCCCCCCCCCCCAGUUUGUACAUAUGAAUGUUGUUUCAGAUGUGAUUUUAGCAUGAGUUUGUUUUUUAUGGACAAGAAACAAAAACAGAAAAAGUUCUUUAUAAUGUUGAAAAGAAACACGUUUUAUAUGAUGGUGAUGAUGAUGAUGAUGAUGAUGAUGAUGUACGAAUGAAAAACAAUCUGGUUCAUUAAUAUAUGUUGAAGCUCCGAACAAUAACUUUCUGGGCAGAAGGUGUGUGUGUGUGUGUGUGUGUGUGUGUGUGUGUGUGUGUGUGUGUGUGUGUGUGUGUGUGUGUGUGUGUGUGUGUGUGUGUGUGUGUGUGUGUGUGUGUGUUGGUGGGGGGGGGGUGUCCGUCAUUGAUCAGUCAUUGUUCAGUCAUUGAUCAGUCAUCGAUCAGUUACUGAGACAGACAAAAAACUUUGACUAAUUAUUUAAUUAUCAGAAUAAUUUCAGAUGAAUUUUCUGAUAACUGGUUAAUUGAUUAAUGGAUUAACUGUUGCAGCUGUCAUUUUUAUGCACAGUUAUUAAGCCUAGGUUGUGUCAGUAAUAGCUGCAGCAAUUAGUCGAUCAAUUGAUCAACAGAUUAUUGCUCAUUAUCCUGAUAAUUGAUCUGAUGAUUUGCUACUUUUUCUCCUCAAUAUUAAACAGAGUUUUCAGGUCCAGAAUAAUAGAAGAUUGAUGAGCUGAUUGAUAGAUUGAUGAUAAUAAUCGGUGUGUGUGGUGACAGCUGUCUGUGUGACAUCACUGGUGUUCUCAUUGUUUUUCUCCAGAUUCAUGAAGCAGUAUCAGAACUCUGUGGUUCCUCAGUGGAGAACAGAGAACACUGAUGAGAUGUUCCAUCAAACCUAUUGAUUAUUAGAGUUAAUCAAUGAUCAGUUGUAGAGUGUGAACAUGUGUAAAAUCAUUACAGGUCAGUCUGUCCAACAGCAGAAACACAGUAAAGACCAGUGGAAGCAGUGAUGGUUGCCACAGUGACACUGAGGCGUUUGUUAGAUGUUGAGGAAGACUAUCUGCUCUUCAUCACCUUUUAUAUUCAAUGUGACAAUGUUUUAUCCCCCCCCCCCCCCCCCCCCCCCCAUGUGUGAGAGCAUCUGUCU
Messenger RNA from Seriola aureovittata, 4984 nucleotides. RefSeq names its product activin A receptor type 2Aa (gene acvr2aa). The transcript has 12 exons. Gene Ontology annotation, molecular function: activin binding; metal ion binding; activin receptor activity. Gene Ontology annotation, biological process: cellular response to growth factor stimulus; activin receptor signaling pathway; protein phosphorylation. Gene Ontology annotation, cellular component: plasma membrane; activin receptor complex. NCBI's taxonomy places the organism in Eukaryota, Metazoa, Chordata, Actinopteri, Carangiformes, Carangidae. The record is from RefSeq and is a predicted model, not a curated record. Bases 1005 to 2600 code for a protein of 531 amino acids.